AUGCCGCGAGAGCCUUGAUAAGCGGUACCGAUUAAAUAAAUAAAUAACCAUAUUGGGUAAGUGACCAAAAUUCGCCCAGGCCAAUGCGAGUGCAGACUCGCGGCGGUUCCAUGAAUUGAUAUUUUUUGGUUAUGUUAGCGGUGUCGUUUAAUUAAAAACGGUACCGCGAGAAAGCCCAACGGUACCGCUGUACUAGCAAACGACAGUGUUUGAUAAAAAAAAAAAACAAUGUCGCAAAAGGAAAGGCAAACAGAGCUAUUUGGGAAAGGAAACGACAUCGCAGGAUCAUGAAAACAACUCACGUAAAGUUCACGCGAAGCAGUUUGAGGAACGAAGCGGUUGAGACAUGUGGGAGUUCUCCGGACGACAAAGCAGUUGAUACGGAGUUGCGUGAAGACUACGAAGCAGUUUUUUGAAUAAAAGCAGUGGAGCAAGGAGAGAGAAAGGACAACCAAAUCAACACAGAAACACAUCUGUCAAACUUUACCUUUUCUCUGUAACUACUUCGCGGAGCUCUCCUUCCAGGAAGGAUCUCCAUAGUUGUAGUCUUAGUUGUAGUCGCGGAGCUCUCCACAGGAAUCUCCAUAGGAGUAGCGGUAGUGUAGAUUCCUCAAAAAACUCAAACACCCUCGUUCGAACGUAGUUUGGAGAGGUGCGAACCGUAGUAACGGUCGUUCUUGGUUAGAAGUCAGAGGUGCAUCGAUCAAAUCAACACCGCCCGGCGGUGGAAUUUGACGGUCACGUUGAUUUCAUCAUUUACAGGUGCAUCGAUCAAAUAAACGGCGCCGACAUUCGGCGGCGGAUAUUUGACGGUCGUCUCGAUUUCAGCAAUCAGCGGUGCAUUCGAUCAAACAGCACCGCAAGAGUUUCCACCGCGAAAGAUCAAAUCAACAUCGCCGGAAACGAAUUUGGCACCGACGGUGGCAUUUGGUUUUUCUCGGGAAACACAAUCAGGCAAAAAAAUGAAAUCCUUUCUCCUCAUCAUCUCCCUCACUGUAACUUCGACAUUCCUCUCCAUUUCCUUCUCCCAGGAAGCACCAUCAGCUCCUGGGAAAACCGGCUUACAAACUUACAUUGUGUUUCUAGACAAGCCAGAGGGCCUAACUUUACCCACGGAGGGUUCAAAUUCUAAUCAUGAUGAUUUACAUAGCUGGUACACAACAUUUCUCCCUGAAACCACCUUAACCACAAACGAAGAGCGCAUAGUGCAUUCCUACCGCAAUGUUGUCACAGGAUUUGCUGCUAAGCUCACACCACAGGAGGCCAGAGCAAUGGAAGACAAGGCAGGCUUUGUCUCGGCCAGAGUCCAGCGAUCUUUGUCCCUACUCACGACUCGUACUCCUGAGUUCCUUGGUCUGCAGCAGAGUCUAGGAGCUUGGAACUUACCGAAUUCGGGCGAAGGAGUGAUCAUUGGGUCAUCGACACGGGGAUCAACCACGAUCACCCUUCUUUCUCCGACGAAGGCAUGCCUCCCCCGCCUUCCAAAUGGAGGCAGGUGCGAGUUCAAUGGCAAACAGAUUUGUAACAAUAAGCUAAUCGGUGUGAGGAGCUUCCUUACCAAUACUACCCCGUCGGAAGAUGUCGAUUUCUACCAUGGUAGUCAUACUGCAGGGGAAGCUGCAGGGAGCCCUGUUCAAGGCGCAAAUGUGUUCGGACAAGCAAAUGGGACAGCGAUGGGAAUCGCCCCCAAAGAUCACCUAGCAAUGUACAAGAUAUGCCUAAAAGAUGAAUGCUACGAGAGCGAGCUACUGGCGGUGAUGGAUGCUGCUAUUGAAGAUGGUGUCGAUGUGCUUUCGUUGUCGCUUGGUGACGGAUCAAAUCCUUUUUAUGACAAUACGAUUUCCCUGGGUGCAUUUAGAGCAUUUCAGAGAGGUAUCUUCGUGAGCUGCUCAGCUGGAAAUGAAGGACCCUCAAAGUCUUCUGUGGUCAAUGAUGCCCCAUGGAUUUUGACAGUUGGAGCAAGUACGAUCGACAGGGAGAUCAGAGCAACUGUGUUGCUAGGAAACAAUGUGGAGCUCCAUGGUCAAUCCGCCUACCAACCAAAGGAUUUGAAUUCGCGGCAAUUGCCAAUCAUUGAUCCUGCUGCAACUGGGAUAAAUGCAUCAGCAACAUUUUGUGGAGCAGGAUCAUUGAACAACAUUGAUGUUAAGGGCAAGAUAGUCCUAUGUCAGAUUGGAGGCGAAGUUAGAACAAUAGAGAAGGGACAAGAAGUGAAGGAUAAUGGCGGAGCAGCCAUGAUCUUAAUUAACGAUUUGGCCAGUGGAUACACCACUCUUGCUGGUGCACAUGUUCUACCUGCAUCGCACAUCAAUUAUCAGCAUGGAUUAGCAGUGAAGGGUUACUUGACCUCCACACAACUCCCUACUGCAUCAAUCUCAUUCGGAGGUACCUUGAUUGGCAAGUCAAAUGCCCCACAAGUCGCCUUCUUCUCUUCUAGAGGGCCUAGUCCUCAAUCCCCAGGGAUCCUAAAGCCUGACAUCAUUGGACCCGGGGUCAACAUUUUGGCUGCUUGGGGAGCCUCGGUUGACAAUGCUACUAACUCAUUCAAUGUUGUCUCUGGAACUUCAAUGUCUUGCCCUCAUCUUAGUGGAGUCGCAGCUCUAAUCAAGAGUGCCCAUCCAGAUUGGUCCCCUGCAGCGAUAAAAUCAGCCAUUUUGACCACUGCUUACACAAUCAAUCGUGGUGGAAGUUCAAUCUCCACUGAGCAGAACGUUUCUGCUACCGUCUUUGAUCUAGGUUCCGGUCACGUAAACCCACCAACGGCCAUGAAUCCGGGUUUGGUAUAUGACCUCCACCCCGAUGAUUUCGUUCCUUAUCUCUGUGGGUUGGGGUAUGAUGACAAAGCAGUAAGAUUAAUAGUGCAACGAAAGGUGAAUUGCUCGAUGGUACCUUCCAUUUCCGAGGCUCAGUUGAAUUACCCAACAUUCUCCAUUUCAUUGCAUUCUGGUGAUCAAAAGACUUACACCAGAACUAUUACUAAUGUUGGCCUUCCUAACUCAACUUACACCUACAAGGCAUUAUCUCCGGAAGGCGUUGAUGUUAAAGUCAUGCCCAAGGAGAUCAAGUUUAGAAAGCUGAAAGAAAAAGCGAGUUUUUCAGUGAAAUUUACCAGAUUCGGAAAUGCAAUGGGAAGAAGUAGUGUUAGUGAAGGUCACUUGGUAUGGUCGUCAAAUGAAGGUGAAUACAAUGUUGUAAGCGCUAGUGUUGUUGUCUUUGUGUGACUGACUAUAUUGAAUCCCAGUCGUUUGAAAACAGCCACCCCACCCUGCGGUUUACACGAAAACCGUUGGGCAGGGGCACGAUUUUCUGUGCAAACCGCUGGGCUAAGGGGCGGUUAUAAAAAUCUGUAAAAACCGCUGGGUGGGGCGGCGCUUUUGGGACAAACCGCCACCCCACCCAGCGGUUUGGUCCAAUUUUUUUUUUCCGAUCAACUCCUAACUUCGGCCGAAACUUCAAACGAACGUAACUUUGCACUCGGGUAUCCGAUCGUAGCGAUUUUUUUUUUAAUCCGAAUAACUUUUCGAGAUCUUGCAAGCCACAAACUGCCGUAGGCGGUUUGGUACCGCCUUCGUUUCGAAAAACGUCAUUUGCUACCCCGAACGAGCCUUUUUUAUUUCGUCAAACUUUGUGCUCCAAAAUUCGAACGUCAUGAAUUUUUUUUUUGAUUCCGCAUAACUUUUCAAGAUCUACAACUUUUAAGAUAAUCAUAAUUUCGAAAUGUACAUGGAUUUGUGAAAAGUAAAGGUUAAGUUAUUCU
Molecule: messenger RNA, 3757 nt
Organism: Linum trigynum
Lineage: Eukaryota; Viridiplantae; Streptophyta; Magnoliopsida; Malpighiales; Linaceae
Source: the annotation of a GenBank genome assembly